GCCAUGCAGAGUGCCGACUCCCAGAAGCCCCCCAAGCGGCCCCGGCGCGAUGGCAGCCCGAGAACCCCGCCAAACGCCCCUCCCGCAGACACAGAGAGGUCCCCGAGUCCCGACCUUCACCCCGACCACCGGACCUGGGGCCCGGAGCAGGUGUGCUCCUUCCUGAGGGACUGUGGCUUCAGCGAUUCUGGACUGCUGGAACGCUGCCGAGAGAAGAAAAUCACAGGUUCAAUACUGCCCUUUCUUGAUGAGUCUCUUCUUGAAGACCUUGGAAUAAGUUCCUAUGGGAAGAGAAUAAAGCUGCUUAAUAAUAUCCAACAACUGGAUCAAAUUCAAGUUUAUACAAUGAAGGUGAUUAAUGAUCCUAUCCAUGGUCACAUUGAAUUUCACCCUCUUCUCAUCCGAAUCAUCGACACACCUCAAUUUCAGCGCCUGCGAUAUAUUAAGCAGUUGGGAGGCGGUUACUAUGUUUUUCCAGGAGCUUCACACAAUCGAUUUGAGCAUAGUCUAGGCGUAGGGUAUCUAGCAGGAUGUCUAGUUCGUGAACUGAGUGAAAAACAACCAGAGCUGCAGAUAAGUGAACGAGAUAUGCUCUGUGUUCAGAUCGCUGGUCUUUGUCAUGAUCUCGGUCAUGGGCCAUUUUCUCAUUUGUUCGAUGGAAGAUUUAUUCCACUUGCUCGCCCAGAUGUGAAAUGGACGCAUGAACAGGGCUCAGUUAUGAUGUUUGAGCACCUAGUUAAUUCUAACGGACUCAGAGAUGUCAUGGAACACUAUGGUCUCAUCCCUGAAGAAGACAUUUGGUUUAUCAAGGAACAAAUUACAGGACCACCUGAAUCACCCAUCAAAGAUUCUUCAAAGUGGCUGUAUAAAGGGCGUCCUAAAGAAAAAAGCUUCCUUUAUGAGAUAGUGGCCAAUAAAAGAAAUGGCAUUGAUGUGGACAAAUGGGAUUAUUUUGCCAGGGACUGCCAUCAUCUUGGAAUCCAAAAUAAUUUUGAUUACAAGCGCUUUAUUAAGUUUGCCCGUGUCUGUGAGGUAGAUGAUAGGAAGCACAUUUGUACUAGAGAAAAGGAGGUUGGAAACCUGUAUGACAUGUUCCACACACGCAACUCUUUGCAUCGCAGAGCUUAUCAACACAAAGUUGGCAACAUCAUUGAUACAAUGAUUACAGAUGCCUUCCUCGAAGCAGACCCUUACAUAGAGAUAACAGGUUCUGAAGGAAAAAAGUAUCACAUUUCUACAGCAAUUGAUGACAUGGAAGCCUUCACUAAGCUGACAGAUAACAUUUUUCUGGAGAUUUUAUACUCUGCUGAUCCCAAAUUGGAUGCUGCACGAGUGAUUUUAAAGAAAAUUGAAUGCCGUAAUCUAUACAAGUUUGUGGGUGAGACUCAGCCUAUGGGACAAAUAAAGAUUAAAAGGGAAAACUACGAAAGCCUUCCGAAAGGGGUCGCCAGUGCUAAACCCAGUGACAUGGUGCUAGAACCUGAACUGAAGGCUGAAGAUUUCAUAGUGGAUGUUAUCAACAUGGAUUAUGGGAUGGAAGACAAGAAUCCUAUUGAUCAUGUUCGCUUCUAUUGUAAGAGUGAGCCCAGCCAGGCAAUCAUGAUUACUAAAAAUCAGGUUUCACAGUUUUUGCCAGAGGUAUUUGCUGAGCAGCUGAUUCGAGUUUAUUGUAAGAAGACUGAUAAAAGGAGUCUGUAUGCUGCACAACAGCAUUUCGUUCACUGGUGUUUAAUCAAUGACUUCACCAAGCCACAGGAUGGUGAUAUUGUAGCCCCACUUAUAACACCUCGAAAACUGGAGUGGAAUUACACAGAUUCAGCCCAGAGUCCAGCUUACACCCGAGAAGCAUCCAAAUCCAGAGUCCAGCUUUUUCCAGAUGACUCAGUGUGA
Lipotes vexillifer (Yangtze River dolphin) is the source of this 1890-nucleotide messenger RNA. It is a transcript of the gene SAMHD1, whose product is annotated as SAM and HD domain containing deoxynucleoside triphosphate triphosphohydrolase 1. Gene Ontology annotation, molecular function: protein binding; dGTPase activity. The transcript has 16 exons. Gene Ontology annotation, cellular component: nucleus. The record is from RefSeq and is a predicted model, not a curated record. Lineage: Eukaryota; Metazoa; Chordata; Mammalia; Artiodactyla; Lipotidae. Gene Ontology annotation, biological process: defense response to virus; dGTP catabolic process; regulation of innate immune response. The coding region runs from base 4 to 1890 and encodes 628 amino acids.